GCACGCUGCUGGUGAACGAGCGCAUGCUGGAGACGUAUGUGAUCGCGCGCAACCGCUUCCUCAAGCCCGGCGGCAAGAUGUUCCCCAGCGCUGGCAGGAUCCACAUGGCACCGUUCUCCGACGAGUACCUAUACGUGGAGAUGGCCAAUAAGGCGCUCUUCUGGCAGCAGCGCAGCUACUACGGAGUGGACCUCACGCCGCUGCAUGGCGACGCACUCAACGGCUACUUCGCCAGCACCCGCGCUUCCCAGCACCUGCGCUUCCCUUCGCCCUCGCUUCCCUUCCCCCUUCCUUCCCUUCCCCCUCGCUUCCCUUCCCCCUUCCUUCCCUUCCCCCUCGCUUCCCUCCCCCUUCCUUCCCUUCCCCCUUCCUUCCCUUCCCCCUUCCUUCCCUUCCCCCUUCCUUCCCUUCCCCCUUCCUUCCCUUCCCCCUUCCUUCCCUUCCCCCCCUCUCUUCCCUUCCCCCUCGCUUCCCUGCACCUUCUCCAUCUCUAUGUGCUUCACACACCUGAUUCCCCCUUCACAUCCUCAUCCCUCCCCCCCUCUCUCUCCCACUCCCCCUACGCCUCCCGCUCCAUCUCAACCUCCCUCUCCCCCUACGCCUCCCGCUCCAUCUCAACCUCCCUCUCCCCCUCGCCCGCUCCUCCUUCUCCCCGUCCCUCCCUCUCUCCGUGCACCCCGAACGGCAUGUCGCCCAGCACCGCGCACACCAUCGACUUCACCACCAUUCAGGAGGGAGAGCUGUUCGAGUUGGACAUACCUCUCUCCUUCAAGUCCACCAUGGCGGCCCGCCUGCACGGCCUCGCUUGCUGGUUCGACGUGCUCUUCAGUGGCAGGUGCGUCUGUGCCCACCUCCUCAUGUGCCCACCUCCUCAUGUGCCCACCUCCUCAUGUGCCCACCUCCUCAUGUGCCCACCUCCUCAUGUGCCCACCUCCUCAUGUGCCCACCUCCUCAUGCGCCCACCUCCUCAUGCGCCCACCUCCUCAUGCGCCCACCUCCUCAUGCGCCCACCUCCUCAUGCGCCCACCUCCUCAUGUGCCCACCUCCUCAUGUGCCCACCUCCUCAUGUGCCCACCUCCUCAUGUGCCCACCUCCUCAUGUGCCCACCUCCUCAUGUGCCCACCUCCUCAUGUGCCCACCUCCUCAUGUGCCCACCUCCUCAUGUGCCCACCUCCUCAUGUGCCCACCUCCUCAUGUGCCCACCUCCUCAUGUGCCCACCUCCUCAUGUGCCCACCUCCUCAUGUGCCCACCUCCUCAUGUGCCCACCUCCUCAUGUGCCCACCUCCUCAUGUGCCCACCUCCUCAUGUGCCCACCUCCUCAUGUGCCCACCUCCUCAUGUGCCCACCUCCUCAUGUGCCCACCUCCUCAUGUGCCCACCUCCUCAUGUGCCCACCUCCUCAUGUGCCCACCUCCUCAUGUGCCCACCUCCUCAUGUGCCCACCUCCUCAUGUGCCCACCUCCUCAUGUGCCCACCUCCUCAUGUGCCCACCUCCUCAUGUGCCCACCUCCUCAUGUGCCCACCUCCUCAUGUGCCCACCUCCUCAUGUGCCCACCUCCUCAUGUGCCCACCUCCUCAUGUGCCCACCUCCUCAUGUGCCCACCUCCUCAUGUGCCCACCUCCUCAUGUGCCCACCUCCUCAUGUGCCCACCUCCUCAUGUGCCCACCUCCUCAUGUGCCCACCUCCUCAUGUGCCCACCUCCUCAUGUGCCCACCUCCUCAUGUGCCCAUCUUUCUCCCGCACGCUGCCGCUCUCCCACUCUUUCUCCCUCCAUCCAUAUGUCUGCCCGUGCGCCUGCCUGCCUACCCGUCUGCCUGUCUGCCACUGUCCCGCAGUGUGGUGCAGAGGUGGCUAUCAACAGCACCCGGAGCGCCCACAACGCACUGGUACCAGCUGCGCUGCGUGCUUUGAGUCGACUCAAGACCCACCUCCCUCACUCUGCCCCCACUCUCUCCCCCUACCUCUUCCCACCCCCAUUCCCUUCCCACCAUCCCGCAGUGUGGUGCAGAGGUGGCUAUCAACAGCGCCAGGAGCGCCCACAACGCACUGGUACCAGCUGCGCUGCGUGCUGGCACAGCCGCUCUAUGUCUUUGCCGGCCAGCUCAUCACGGGUCGCCUGCACCUCGUUGCACACAGCGCGCAAAGCUACACCAUCCACCUCACUCUUUCCACCCAUGCGUGGAGUCCGGACGGCACAGUGGGGGGCGUGCUGCAGACAUCAAGUGGCAAGCUAGAUCUCAAGGAGCCCUACUACCGCAUGAGCCAGGCGUCCCUCGGAUGGACGCAGGAGCAGCCGCAGCCCCAGCAGGUGCUGCAACAAAUGGCCAUGCAGCAGAUUCUUGCACAGCAGCAGCAGCAGCAGCAGCAGCAGCAACAGCAGCAGCAGCAGUUGCAGCAGCAACAAGGGUCAGGGGAUCUGGUAAUGGCAGCAGAGGCAGGAGGAGGAGCAGGGCAGCCUGGGCAAGCAUCGUCCGGCGCUGGUCAAACGAGCAGCCAGGUCAUGGUUUGA
Closterium sp. Yama58-4 is the source of this 2510-nucleotide messenger RNA. NCBI's taxonomy places the organism in Eukaryota, Viridiplantae, Streptophyta, Zygnematophyceae, Desmidiales, Closteriaceae. The record is from the annotation of a GenBank genome assembly.